Molecule: messenger RNA, 2318 nt
Organism: Tachysurus vachellii
Lineage: Eukaryota; Metazoa; Chordata; Actinopteri; Siluriformes; Bagridae
Gene: fam110a
Product: family with sequence similarity 110 member A
Exons: 1
Coding region: 286-1572 (428 amino acids)
Source: RefSeq, a predicted model, not a curated record
UACAAGUUUUAGUUGUUGCCUUUUUUCCUCUUCAAAUGGUCUUUUUUGUGGUCUGCUUGAAUUUGUGUAGUGUAAAGCCAAAUUAAACCAAUUAUAAAAUGAAAUGGAUAUAAAAUGAUGUAUUAGAAGUGAUAGAAACCCUACUUUCAUACCCAUCUUACUCUCCCCAUCUUACUUUUACUUUUUUUAAUAGUUAUUUCUUAUAUUUGUUUGCAGGUACAGACACACCACAGAGACCUGCAUUACCCCAUCUCUGCUGCCAGCAGGCCUUGUUUGCCUGCUUUUAUGCAAACCAGUAACAGAAGAAAAGGGGAGCCGUUUGCUGAAAAAACUACCGUUAUGUCUGUGGACGCUCUUGGGCUUUCUCCGCGUCGUUUAGCAAAAAUGCCUGAAACCGCAGACUCCUCUCCUGGAACGCGCAAGCCGAGUGCCGUGGAGCGGCUGGAGGCUGACAAGGCAAAGUACGUUAAGAGUCAGCAAGUGGUACUGAACAAGCAGCUGCCAAUCAUCCGAAAGCCCUUAAUGCCUUCAAGCGCACAGCUUCGGCCGGGUGCACCGCAGCCGACCCGCAAAAUGGCCUCUCACGUCAUAUCUAAACCUGAAGCCCCGCCUCUUAACUUAGAACAUCUGAAUAGCCUGAUUAAUGGAGUCUGUGAUACAUCUGAGCCAUCCAAUAGUUUUCAUAAGCAAGUGCCUGGAAAAAGUCAAGGUUUUGCAGCAGGCAGUGCCUUUGAGCUGCCCUCCUCGACUUUGAGUGCAGCCGAAGAGUCUCUUGUCAAAUCCAGUUCAUCUCCAACAGCACAAAAGAAAAUAUCAGGAGACGGCAUUGCGGCUAAUGGGUCUUAUUCAGUAACAGUACGGCGAGUUGACGUGAGGCCUCAGGUUGUGAUGCAGCAGAUGAGAAAGCCGUGCCGAGCACAGCUCCCUGGGCAACGCGUCCACUCGCAGCUUUUGCAGCUGCUCAGGCCAUACACUCAGACUUCCUCUCUACCGCAGCCACUUCAGCCUGUCAAAAGCCGACAUGACAUCAUGAACAGCUCCAGUCCUGUGAAAUCCCCUGUUAGCCCAGUUCAGGCUUCACCAUUCUCUGCCGAACCGUUAUCACCUGCCUUACCUUCCCCAGUUAAAUCUCCAAAAGAUCAAAACCAAGAAGUGUUUCCCACCUCAGCUCAGGAACCCCUCCCACCAUCAUCUCCUGCUGUCACCCACAAGUCCUCAGUUUGCUCCAAGAAACGACGGUCACUAACACGCUCCAAAUCUGACGUAAGCGACCGCUUUUCCCGAGCUGGUGCCGAAGUCGAGCGUUUCUUUAACUACUGUGGCCUUGAACCAUCAGACUUUGAAGUGCUUACACCUGGUUCGGACAUUGCAUCUAUCUCACGCCUGCGUAGUGCUAGCGCUCCUGCCUCCGAGUGCACUGAAGGGGAGGGGGGUGAAGACGAGGAGGAAGAAGCAGCCAAAGAUGAGAAGCCCAGUUAUGGCGUUUCAGUCAUAGAAAGAAAUGCACGGGUGAUCAAGUGGCUGUAUGGAAUGCGCCAAACCAAGGACAGCACAAAAGUGGCUAACGUUUAGCUUGUAAAACCAAAGUGGCCCAAGGUUCUGCAUGCGGAGUAACAGCUUGGGGACAUGGUUUUUAAAAUCAGAACACUUUGGGGGAAUAGUUUGUGAACUCCUUUUCACAGUCCUACAUCUCUGAGUCUCUGUGACUCCUGUCAACCAGCUACAGAGCAAAACGCGUCAACCAGGAGCAUCCAACCAAUCAGGAGUGAUGGGUGUCUCUGGUCACUUGUCAAUCAUGCUGCGUGUCAUUGCUCUGGGACGGAGACUUACUUUGGAGGAAACGCUGAAGUAUACGUAUUUGUUUAUGAGCUAGAAGCUAACCUUUGCUUUGAGCCAUUGACUGCACCUUCUAGAGUCUAUUACAGGCUUAGGUUAGAUUAUUGCAGGUUAUACGAGAGAAGCUACGAGAACAAAGUCUCCAGGAUAUCAGAAUCAUGGUUCAUGCCAUGUCUGCUGCUAACUGUAUAUUAAAUAUAUUCAGUUAACUACAUAUUAUUGAUAUAUGUACUGUAUUUUAUGUGUAUUAUUCCCUUCAAUAUGAGAUUCUGUAAUGUAUAAACAACAAAAAUAUAUAUGUUUUGCAUUCAAGUGUUCGUCUGCGGUUAAAAGCAUUUGGAUUAGUGUUACUGGAUCUGCUUAAUAAUAUUUGUCCUCUGUGAACUGUGUAGAUGUUUAAAUGCAGAUGCACAGAUUAUUCAUGUUGACAAAUGGAUUGUCAUGAUUCAAAUAAAUAAAAUGAACAAGUAUUGGUUGGAAAA